AUGGCUUUUGAUGGUACUUGGAAGAUAGACCGGAAUGAGAACUACGACAAGUUCAUGGAAAAAAUGGGUGUUAAUAUGGUGAAAAGGAAGCUUGCAGCUCAUGACAAUCUGAAACUGACAAUCACACAAGAAGGAAAUAAAUUCACGGUCAAAGAAUCCAGCAAUUUUCGUAACAUUGAUAUUGUUUUUGAGCUUGGUGUCACUUUUAAUUACAGCCUAGCAGAUGGAACUGAACUCAGUGGUGCUUGGAGCCUAGAGGGAAAUAAACUUGUUGGAAAAUUCAAACGGGUAGACAAUGGAUGUGAACUGAAUGCUAUCCGAGAAAUUGUAGGUGGUGAACUGGUCCAGACUUACACAUAUGAAGGAGUAGAAGCCAAGAGGAUCUUCAAAAAGGAAUGAGCUUCAUUUUUGGAGCACAGCCC
Molecule: messenger RNA, 422 nt
Organism: Puma concolor (puma)
Lineage: Eukaryota; Metazoa; Chordata; Mammalia; Carnivora; Felidae
Gene: FABP2
Product: fatty acid binding protein 2
Molecular function (GO): fatty acid binding
Source: RefSeq, a predicted model, not a curated record